CCAAGGAGCGCAGAGAGGGCCCAGGAGUCUCUAGCGCUGCAGCAGCGACGACUCCUAACCCGCCAGAUUAUUCGGCCGAGCCACGGCCACUCCAACCUGCGCUGGCCCAGAGGAAAACACACUAACAGCUCUCAGUUGGCGCCGCAAGCCACGUGACACGUUUGGGUCAUGUGACCCUGAAACCUGGCGGCUUAAGUCUGUUACCCCGGCAACUGCUGUGCCCCGGUCGACCUCCGGAAAAGCGCGGAAUUCAGAGGCGAAGUGUUUCCAACAGUGUACAUACUUUGGAAUGUUUACUUUGGGAAGUGAAAAUUAUUGAUAAUGGCCCACUCUUCCAAAGAAGAGCUAGAUGAAGAGUUUGAACAGUUCAUGAAAGAGCUUUCAGAUGAUUCUUUUGAAAAUUCAAACAAAACACCUAGAAAACCUAAAGAAGUGCAGAAGAAAGAUACAGUGCCAUGGUGGAUAACUGAAGAUGAAUUUGAUGAUGGUGGACUGCUGGGAACAAAUGUAAGCUAUUUGAAAACAAAGAAGACCCCUCAGCCUGUUAUGGAAAUUGAAGAGGAGUCUGCUGAAAGGAUUCAGUUUCUUAAAAGCAGUGGAACCUCUGUCCUAAGUAUUGACAGCUUAGAAGCCAAUGAGAUAGUUUCAGAGCUCAAUCAUAGUGUUCUUGGAUUGGGAUUGGACACAUUAGAAGAACAAGAGGAAAAAGAGCAGUUUUUUGCCAGGCUUGAGAAAGGCUUAACAUCUUCCAUUGAUUAUUCAAGAUUAAAUAAGGAAUUGGAUUCCAAUGACUCCAUACAUUUUAAAGCUUUACAUAGUAAUCAAGCUCUCAUGGAACUAACCGAAGAUAUGCAUGGGAGUGAAACAAAACAUGAAGAAUUAGCAGAAAAUUACAGUGACGAUUUUGAAGAUGAAGAGGAUGUUGAUGCACCUUUGACCCCUAAGGAAGAGACUUAUUCCAAAGAAAAUCCCAAAUCAGAAAAAAUAUGUGUACCCAAGCAGGAAGAAGAGAAGACUGGCAUGUUGGCUAAUGUAGUGCUGCUUGAUUCACUGGAAUCUGUUGCAGAGGUCAACUUUGAUGAACAGAACAGGGCAACAACCAAGCCAGAGGUCCUCCCAGAUAUGAAUGAUAAUGAAAUGACAGGAACAGGUGUUUCUUAUGGACAAAGCAAUAGUGACAUUGAAGCUCUGCAUCAGGCUUACUGUCAUAUAGCCCAUUCUCUGGGAGAUGCAGAUGAACAAAGAACUGAGAGUAAUGCAGUGGGAAGUAUCAAAAGCUCGGCAAAAGGGCAUCAAGAAAAUGAAGAGUCUUCUAAAAACAUCUCUACUACGGAAUCUGAUCUGCCCACCGUAGAAGAGCUGAUGAAACCUAUCAGAAUAGAUUCCUUUGGAGUCAGCGAUUUUGAUUUACAACCUGUCAGCUAUAAGAAAUUGACUGAGAAUAAAGAAAUCGAAUUUAUUAGCCCUUUACCCCUGAAGAUGGACCCAAAUGUUACAUCUCAAGAACCACAAAAUGUGAGCCAAUUUUUGGACAAAAAUGAAGAAAAUGUAGUUUUACAAAUGGCCACAGAUGAAGGUACAGGAAACAACGGUGCAAGAGUAAAUACGGUGGAAGAACAAAUAGAUAAAAUGUAUCUUGAUAUUUUGAAGAAAAAAAUAUCUGUUGCUCCAUCGUUAUUACCUCAGGAUGACAAAAUAAAUAAAACUUCUCAAUCUCAGGUCAGUUCUGGAGAAGAAGGGGCUGUAAUUGGUAGACAGCUGCCAUACAAGAAGGCCAGAAGUGCACCUCCUUUAUUUAAAAGAAAACCCCAGAGUGGAUUAUAUGCAUCAGUUCGGAGCUCAGGCUACGGCAAACCCAGUUCACCAUGCAAGACAUUUUCUAACCUUGAAAAGAAAACCUCAAAGGACAUUAUGAAAAGCAAAAACUUGAGAUCCAUUCCUACCUCAAAUCAAGCUAGGAAAAAAGAAAUCUUAUCUGGAACAAAACUCAUCAAGCCUGCAGCUUUGGGUAAACCAUCUCCCCAAAUUGAAAGUUGUCUGGCUCCUCCUGAGAAAUCUGAAGGCCCCACAGAAUCUGAUUGCUGUGUUCAGUUUCGGAAUGAUUCUUCAGGAUAUCAUGGUGGGAACAAAGAGACAGAACUGAUUAUGUUUAGAAGAGUUCAGGAAGCAGAGGAAAAGUGGAGGGGUGCACAAGCCCUAAUUGAGCAAAUUAAGGUUACAUUCUCAGAAAAAGAGAGAGAACUGGAAAAUAAAAUGGAGGAACUAAAGAGACAACAGGAAAAGGAACUCUUCAGAUUGAAUCAAGACAAUUAUAUUCUUCAAGCCAAGUUAAGUAGCUUUGAAGAAGCAAACAAAAAGCAAAGGUGGUUGCAUUUUGGAGAAAUAACUGAUCCUGUCACUGAAGAAAAAUUGAAGCAAAUCCAAAAAGAAAUACAAGAACAAGAGACCCUUCUUCAGGGAUAUCAGCAGGAAAAUGAAAAAUUAUAUAAUCAAGUGAAAGAGCUCCAAGAACAAAACAAGAAAAAUGAGGAGCGAAUGUUCAAGGAAAACCAGAGUUUAUUCAGCGAGUUAGCUUCCUUAAAAGAACAGAUGCACAAAAAUCGUUUCCUGUCUCACGUAGUGGAAGAUUCAGAGCCCGCCAGAAACCAGAAUUUUACAGACCUGUUAGCAGAACUACGGGUGGCACAGAAAGAAAAAAACAGUUUAUUGGAGGACAUUAAAAGACUGAAGCAGGACAAACAAGCUCUUGAAGUAGACUUGGAAAAAAUGAAGAAAGAGAGAGACCAAGCCAAAGACCAGAUUGCUUAUGCCACAGGUGAAAAAUUAUAUGAAAUAAAAAUUUUAGAAGAAACACAUAAACAAGAAAUCAGUCGUCUGCAAAAAAGAUUACAGUGGUAUGCUGAAAAUCAGGAACUUCUGGAUAAAGACGCAUUUCGGCUUAAAGAAGCAAAUGAAGAAAUCGAGAAGCUGAAACUUGAGGUGGAGAAGCUAAAAGCUGAAUCUGGAAAUCCAUCUAUUCAGCAGAAGAUACGUUUAAAAGAAAAAGCAGCUGAUGCCAAAAAAAUUCAGGAUCUAGAACGACAAGUUAAGGAAAUGGAAGGAAUUCUCAAGAGACGAUACCCCAAUUCUUUACCUGCUUUAAUAUUGGCUGCAUCAGCAGCUGGUGAUACAGUGGAGAGAAAUACAGUGGAAUUUAUGGAAAAAAGGAUUAAAAAACUGGAAGCUGAUCUGGAGGGCAAAGAUGAAGAAGCAAAGAAAAGCCUCCGUACCAUGGAGCAGCAGUUUCAGAAAAUGAAGAUCCAGUAUGAACAGAGACUUGAGGAGCAGGAGCAGCUGCUUGCCUGCAGAUUAAAGGAGGCAGCCCAGAACCAACACGACAGCCCCUCCAGGGUGAAAGCACUAGAGAAGGAACUGGAGGAGGUUAAGGAAAGUCACCAAAGCACCGUGAGAAACCUUGAAGCCGAAAUAGAUGUUCUUAAACACCAGAAUGCGGAGUUGGAACUCAAGAAAAAUGAUAAAGAUGAUAAAGAUUUCCAGUCUAUAGAAUUCCAGGUGGAACAGGCUCAUUCAAAAGCUAAACUGGUCAGGCUCAAUGAGGAGCUGGCUGCAAAGGGGAGAGAGAUACAGGACCUUUCCAAAACUGUGGAGAGGCUUCAGAAGGAGAGGAGAAAGAUGCUCUCACAUCAGCACUGCAAGGCUGGAGAGGAAAUCACCACCAAAAGGCUGAAGAGAGAUGGUCUGCACCCAGGUAAAGGAGACGCAAACUCCUUCCCUGGAUCCCUGGAGGGCAGGCUUUACCAACCACAUGCUUUUACUGAUGCCCAUGUUUCAGAGGUUUUACAAGAAAACUGCAGAUUGAAAAAUGAACUGGAGAGAUUAACUGUGGAGAGGAAUGAGCUGAAGAUGAAAUCUGAAGUAGCAGUGAACCAAUUUGAAAAUUCCAUGAAAAGGUUCAAGGAAGAUACUGCAGCACAUAUCGCAUCUCUCAAAGCAUCUCAUCAGAGGGAAGUAGAGAAACUCCUUUGCCAAAAUGCAGUAGAAAAUGCUUCUUCCAAAGUAGCCGAACUGAAUCGUAAAGUAGCAACUCAAGAGGUACUUCUAAAACAUUUCGAAAAUCAAGUUAACGAACUGCAGGGUAAACAAGAGUCUCUUGUAGUUUCUCAAGUUCGAGAAGAAAUCCUGCAGAGAGAGAUUACAAAACUCUUGGAGGAAUUGAGAGAAGCCAAAGAAAACCAUACACCAGAAAUGAAACAUUUUAUGCUCUUAGAAAAGAAAAUUAAACAGAUGGAAAUGAGACAUGAACAAAGAGAGCAGGAGCUUCAACAGAUAAUACAGCAAACACACCAGGUAGCAGAAAUCAAGCAAAACAAAGAGAUUGAGAAAUGGAAAAGACUUGCACAGUUGAAGAAUCGUGAGCUGGACAAGUUCCGCACAGAGUUGGACUCGAUUUUGGAUGUUCUCCGGGAGCUGCACCGGCAGGGGGUGGUCGUGCCAGCUGCUUUUGCAGAUGAAGUGAAUGCACCCGAGUAUUACUAGAAACCCCCAUGUCAUGUGACCUCACAGAAAGGCCUGAUAAUGGAUGGUGUCCCUGUCACGAGGCUUUUGAAAAAGUGUUCCAUUAUGUUGCCAGAAUGAGGACAACACAAAAGCACCAUUUCAAAAUAAAUUAUUCUUUUAGCAAUGAGGGGGAAGAAAAGCAGCAUUAAUGGUGUAUUUCACCAAAAAUCAUUAACCCAUCACAUUUUAAAUAAUUUAUGGACAAGUCCCUUUAUGUCAGAUGGUUAGAACUUGUGAAACUUAUUGCGAAAGGUCUCACAUGUUAAAUGUGGAAAGAAAACAAAAUUGCACAUACUUUGCCAUUAUUGAUUAAGUGUGUGUUCUUAAUUCUUGGUUCUAGAAAAACAGCUUCUCUUUCUCAGAAACACAGGGAGGAAUGUGAGCACGGUGGCUUGGACAUUCUCAUCAACAGUCACCUAAGUAGUGGCACUUGCGUGAUCAUUUUGAUGAGAAUUGUAACUUCUAUACAAGUAGUGUUUUCCCAGGUUUGCACUCCUACCUCUAGGUGCCUCAUUUUGCAUUUGAUAAAAGGUGCAAAAUAUACUUCUCAAGAGGGGGAUUUGAUUUAUUUUAAUUUUUUAUGCUAUGAAUCUUAUUAAAUGCCAGUCCUUGUUUUGUAACUCUUAAGAUUAUAAAAAAGAGUAUUUUUACUUUCUCUAUCCAAAACGUAAUGUAUAUUCACUAUAAAAAAUUAAAAGUAUGCAUAAAAGUAGCCAGAUUAUUCUUUUAUUUUACAAUUCAAUUUCCAAAAGCAGAGAGCAGGCUAGGAGAUACUGAUAAAAUUCAUAGCUACUUUGUUUUCGAAUGUUCUAGCCCAUUUGCUAUCCAAUAGAAGAAUAAUGUGAACCACAUGUAAUUUUAAAUUUUCUUGUAACUACAUUUUAAAAUAUUUUUUAAAUGAAAUUCUGGUAAUUUAUGUAAUACACUUAAAGUAACACUAUAAAAAUUGGAUUUUUACAUUCUUUUUUUCAUACCAAUUCUCCAAAAGCUGGUAAGUUUGCCAUUUAUAGCACAUCUCGGUUUGGACCAGCCACGUUCUAAGUGCUCAAUUACUACAUGCCAGUUGAGUACAGUUCUGGAAUAAUCAUUACAAAGUGCAAAAGGACAGGUGAAAUAGAUCUUGGUGAAAUUGUAGAUAGCAAAUGUAAAAUGUAGAAAUAAAAUGUAAGGAAUAUAAUGUCUUAAUGUUCAACAUUUUUUUAAUGUCCUUUUCCUAAGAGGGUAGAAAGCAUUAAUUAUAGUUUGCUGUUUUUUAUGUGAAAGAAUUUUAAGUUAUAAACUAUUUUGGUUA
Messenger RNA from Phacochoerus africanus (Common warthog), 5848 nucleotides. RefSeq names its product centrosomal protein 162 (gene CEP162). The record is from RefSeq and is a predicted model, not a curated record. The transcript has 27 exons. NCBI's taxonomy places the organism in Eukaryota, Metazoa, Chordata, Mammalia, Artiodactyla, Suidae. The coding region runs from base 322 to 4536 and encodes 1404 amino acids. Gene Ontology annotation, cellular component: centriole; centrosome; axonemal microtubule. Gene Ontology annotation, biological process: cilium assembly.